Molecule: messenger RNA, 441 nt
Organism: Effrenium voratum
Lineage: Eukaryota; Dinophyceae; Suessiales; Symbiodiniaceae
Source: the annotation of a GenBank genome assembly
AUGUCGCAUGCCAACCUGGCCCUCGCCCUGACCAACCUCGCUUGCAUCUUCCCGGUGAUGGUGGCCGCAGACCACGGGGACACCGCGACGGCUUGGCUCGCAUUCUUUGCGGGCGCGGCCUCGUUUGUGUACCACCUGUUCGAGUCGCACAAGCACGGCAUGGCGGGCUACGGCGCCUCCCACAGCACAUCGCGUGCGCUGCUUGGCCUUGACCGAGUGGGCGCUGGCCUCCUGAUCUGCCGGACCGCGCCGCGGCUGCUGAGCCGCACGGUCUGGCCGGAGACAUUGCCCGUGGCGUUGCUCGCCUUGAUUUUCCUGGGCCUUUCUGAGAUCCCGGGACUUUCGAAGCCAGUCUACCUGGCGACCCACAGCGGCUGGCAUGUUGCAGCAUUCUACGGGUGUGGGCUUGUCCAUGCCCUGCAUUAUUACAGUGGCGUCUGA